UACGUGGUGCAUUUGAAGGUAUCGUGCAAGGGAACGGACAUGAGCUAUACUGCUGCAGCUAGAUUAGCAAACUGCUGCCACUGCUAUCUUUAGAUGGGAAAUAAGUUGAACUUAAAACGCUGUGGACAAAAGAUGUGACAGCCUUCGGUUUUAAGGAUUUGUAGAAAGACUGCAAAUAGGCUGCAGCAAUGGGUCCAGACACUGCCUCUGUCCCCAAAACAGAAUCUUCUGAGGAAAGUCCUGGAGAAGUGAUCGUUAAGGUAAUCUCAGAAUCAGAUUCCAAUGAUGCUUCAACCACCGCUGAUCCCGGGAGCUCCAAACGGCUAGAGGGCAACGUAUCUGACAAGUGUUACCCUUGCUCCAUCUGUGGCAAGGUAUUUGACAGACCAUCGAAGCUAGAGAGGCAUAAACCUGUACACACGAGGAAGCCUAAGACUCUUCAUCAGUGUCAGCAUUGUGAUAAGAGUUUCACGCAACAAGAGAAGCUGAUCCGACACCAGAAUUGCCACAAUAGGACUAACAAGCACCCCUGCCCCGACUGUGGAAAGGUUUUCAACAGGCCUUCAAAGUUAGAGAGACAUAAGCGCACACACUCAAAAAAACCAAAGGUGCCUCAUCAAUGUUCAUACUGCAUGAAGACAUUCAGUAAACUUAACAAACUUGUCCGUCACAAACGAAUGCACACCGGGGAGAAGCCUUUCACCUGCUCGGUCUGCGGAAAAGGAUUCUCCGAGUCAGGGCACUGCAAAGCACAUGAAAAGACGCACGAGGAUCAACCAGAAAAACCUCACUGCUGUGCCAACUGUGGGAUGUGUUUCUUCAAGGCCUCAGAGCUCCGUCGCCACUUCCGCUCUCAUACGGGAGAGAAACCUUUCAGAUGCACACUGUGCGAGAGCUGCUUCUCCCGCUCAGAGGGACUUAAAAGACACAUGAGGAGCCACACAGGGGAAAGACCAUACAAGUGCAUUAUCUGUGGAAAGGGAUUUUAUUCUCGACAGGAUCUGAACAUUCACGGACUGACCCACUCUGGAGAGAAACCACAUCUUUGCCCAGUGUGCGGUAAAGGCUUCUCACAGUUGGGUAACAUGAAAGAACAUGAACAAAAUGUUCACAUUAAGUCCGAGAAAUAUAUUUGCAAUGAAUGUGGGGCAACCUUCACGCGGUACAAGUCACUGACAAAGCAUCAGCGGACUCACACAGGAGAAAGACCCUAUCUGUGCCUCACCUGUGGUCGCAGGUUUUCAUGGAGCCAUUCUCUUAGCAGACACCGGAGGACACACACACAUAGACAGAUGACUAUGGACACAUCCAAAGACAUAUCAAGUUUCGAAGGACCCUCUGAGAAUCCUAGCAGUUGAAAAUAGAAAUGAGAGCCCUAUAGAGAGGAAAUUUCCCCUGUAAGCAAUUUCUCUGGAGCAAUAGUCACACUUAAAUUUACUCAUUUGUAGUCAUUUGUAGAGAACUAUUUGGGAAGCUUUUGUGAAGACUCACCUUGCUGCUUGCUCUGGCUACCAGUCAGGGCUCCAGAUUAGCUUUUUUUUAUUUUCCCAGUAUUUUUACUUAUCGGAGGUGUUUAAACUCACUGUAACUCUGUUUACUACUUCCCAUAGGACAGACAUGGACUUGGCUUUCGAUAAUGUGGAAGAAUAUUUCAUAUAAUGGAAUGAUUUCCUCUUUAGAGUUUCCCUGUCAGAAAGCCUGAAAAGCUUAUUUGACAUAGCCAAACUAAAUCAAAUACUGACUAAGUCUCCUCAAUUAUAUGAUCAAUGGAGAUGCCAGAUUACAGUCUUGACUAAAUGUCUGUUUUCCAGUGGUGAUUGACCUAAUCUGACAUAAUCUGCUACCUCCCUAAAAUGGAUUUUAACCAGCACAAGAUCCACACAUAUUUCAGUCCAUACCAGUAGCAUACCAGGAUUUUUUUUCUUUUUGAAAGUAAUUUUCUUUUCAGUUAUGCUGGCAUCUGUCGACCAUAAACAGUUGGAUGACAUUUUUGUGGAAUGUAGUGAUUUUUUUUUUUAAAUAAUUAGUCCUUCACGGAAUUAAUUAACAAUUCAUGCUAUGCUGACUUAGUGCAGAGAAGUGCAGUUGCACCAUUCUCUGUGCAAAUGUAUUACCUCUCACCACUAAUGGGAAACAACCUACUGUGAGAUCGCUGAUUUCAGUGUCUAGCUGCAAAUAUUCAUAUUUGGGUGAACUUCCUUUCAGUGUUGGUGGUUUGAACCAUUGACUGUGUAUAAUAGUCUGAACCAGAGAGAGUGCAUUGCAGCAGGUUUCCUAUGGUAUGAGCUAUUUUUAUAUUUUUUUAAUUUCCAUUUUAUUUUGUAUUGCAGAACAUAUAUAUUGUUUAACUAUGUAAUCCAGAUUUUCUUUGUGACAUUGUCCACAUACGUGUAAAAUUGCUGUCAUCACACUGAUUAGUGCUGUACUAGGAACAACACAAUGGCCCCAGUAGCUCAUUUAAAAACAUAUUGAGGUAAUGUGCUCAGAUGUAUUUCUAAUUAUGCUAACGAGAAUGUGAAUCGAGUCGUGAACCACAUAAAUCUCUCUGAUAAGUUGUUUCAGUGAAAUUCCAACCACCAAUAAACAGUUUUUAUUUAAUAA
This is a messenger RNA of Scatophagus argus, 2601 nucleotides long. RefSeq names its product zinc finger protein 501-like. The transcript is spliced from 3 exons. NCBI's taxonomy places the organism in Eukaryota, Metazoa, Chordata, Actinopteri, Scatophagidae. Bases 189 to 1358 code for a protein of 389 amino acids. Gene Ontology annotation, molecular function: DNA-binding transcription factor activity, RNA polymerase II-specific; RNA polymerase II cis-regulatory region sequence-specific DNA binding. The record is from RefSeq and is a predicted model, not a curated record. Gene Ontology annotation, biological process: regulation of transcription by RNA polymerase II.